Molecule: messenger RNA, 944 nt
Organism: Brassica oleracea var. oleracea
Lineage: Eukaryota; Viridiplantae; Streptophyta; Magnoliopsida; Brassicales; Brassicaceae
Exons: 9
Coding region: 88-645 (185 amino acids)
Biological process (GO): mitochondrial respiratory chain complex I assembly; response to oxidative stress
Cellular component (GO): membrane
Source: RefSeq, a predicted model, not a curated record
GGAACAACUGUGGACGUGUUCUGUUAAGAGUUUUUUUGGUAUCAAAGAAAGAAAGAAGAAAUCAAUCGGCGGGAGAGAAGCUAAGCUAUGUCGAGGCUAUGGGCGAGAGUUGCCGGAUUGUUCAGAAGCAAGAGUUUCAUCGGAGCAGACAAGACUGGUAACAAGUACUUCUCCAGAAUGGAGGAGAUCGACGGUUUGGCGAAGGAGAAGAGAUGGGUUGUCUUUAGACGAGAAGAGGACCCAACCUCUGUUCCUGUUGAAUGGAUAUGUUGGCUGAAUGGUCAGAGAAAACGAGCUCCAACUCCAGAGGAAAUGGCUGAACUUGAAGCAAGGCGUGAGCGUGUGAAGCUUAAUGUUGCUCGUCUCAAGAAAGAAGAGGAGGAGAGGAAAGCCAGAGAAGGCACUGGACGCAAAAUCACGAGCAUCGGUAAAGUUGAGGGUCCAGAUUUGACAAGCUUUGUACGCCAUUUUCCAGCGGAUUCAAAAGGUGAUAAACCAGAGGAAGCUAGUGAAGAAGCAGAUCAAUCAAGGGUCAAGGAACAUGAACCAGAGAUUGUUACUGCAGAACCACCCGAACCAAAGACAACAGAGCCAUCAGGGUCUGGAUCAUCAUUUAAGCCCGGAACCUGGCAGCCACCAUCCUAAACACAUCUCAUGUUCCCCCGUAGAUAACAACCAACAUGGUUGUUUUGUCCAGUCAUCUGUUUGUUGUGUAGUCUAUCGGUUUGAAUCUUACAUAUGAUUCAGAGAGAGCUUGUGAGGACCCUAAAAUGUGUGGCCUUUCACGUUGUUAUUGAGGACUUAGAAGAGUCAAAAAUGAGAAGCCAGUCUCCUAUGAUUUGUUUUGUUUGGGGGGGAUAGUCUGACUUGUCUCUUGGCAUUGUGCUUGAGACUUAAAUUGCAUUUGUCCUUAAUAGCUUAAGAAGAGCCUAUCAUUCACCCUA